AUAGUGGAUUGUGAUUGGAUGGAAGGAGUUCAGAUGUGAAUAGUUGAUUGUAAUUGGCUGGAAGGAGUUCAGGUGUGAAUAGUGAAUUAACGUUUCCAUUCCAUGAAAGUGAAGAACAGUCUGCAGGAAGUAGAUGUAUCAGUAUCUAAGUCUACCAUAAAGAGAAGGAUACACAGGGUUCACCACAAGAUGCGAACCAUUAAUCAGCCUCAAAAAUACGAUUUUGUCCAAAAAACAUUGAAAGACGCCGGCCCAGUCCUGGAACAGCAUUCUUACAGAUAGACAACAACCCAAAACAUACUGCUGAAGCAACCCAGCAGUUUUUUAAGGCAAAAAAAGUGGAACAUUCUACAAUAGCCAAAGUCAAUCACCAGAUCUCAACCCAAUCGAGCAUGGACUUUAGACAAAACUUAAAGCAGAAAGACCCACAAACAAGCAACAACUGUAGACAGCUGCAGUAAAGGCCUGGAAAAGCAUCACACAAGAGGAAACCCAGCGUUUGGUGAUGUCCAUGGGUUAGAGACUAAAGGAAGUCACUGCCUCCAAAUGAUUCUCAACAAAGCAUUAAAAACAAACAUUUUAUCACCAGUAAUGUUCAUUUGUAAAAUUAUUUCUGAGCCCUUGAAAUGAGGUGACUUUGUAUUAAAAUGGCCGCAAUUCCUAAAUGUAAUUCCGUUCCUGUCACAGUCCCCAGUGCUCACAGCAUUUGUUUUGCACUAAUUGCGGGCACGUGUGUGAGGUAAUACAUGCUACAUGUGUUACGAAUUCACUCUCACACCCUUCACGCAGAGUCGUCCUCAGUCAGUGAGUAGUACUAAAUGUUUUGCUUCAUAAAAUGGUUUGAUUUCAGUCUGUAUGUCUGUGUACACCAUGUGGCGUGACGUGACGUGUUUUAACACGUGUCCAGACACCACCCUCAGGAUCACACUUAAAAGCGAGCACAAAAAUGAGCGAAGACGUCAUGCACAACGCAGUCUCGGGCGGUUCUCACCUGAUUGUUCAAGAGUAAACCGGUUUCCCUGCCGCUGUGGUUCGAUGUAUACUAACGUUAUAUAGCAGACCAAAGGACGAGAGACUGUUCCUCAGAGACCUUCAGAAACCCCAACAAAGAGAAGCCCAGGACACUGCACUCAACAGAACAUUGAUCUCCUCUCAUCCCCGGAAGUAAAUGAGCUCCAGCAGAUCAGCUACAGUAGUCAUGGAGCCGGGCUCAGCGUUAAAAGCAUUCCUCCUAAUCUCGUUCCUCGGAGCGUCUGCUGCCUCCAGCUCCACGGCGAUCGUAAACGGUUCGACUCGGCUCGCCUGCAACACGCCCUGCCAUGGUGACAUCACUGUUGACUAUGCGUACAUGGGGUCCAAGAUUCUGGUGAUCAGGUGUGAGCAGGGCUCGUGCCACACAGGUGACGCUUUUAAAAACCGAGCACAGAAGUCUGCCGUGUCCUCCAUUCACCUGAAUCCCGUGUUGUUCAGCGAUGACGGCAAUUACAUCAUCUCCUGCAAUAACACGUGGUUAUGCCAACAGAAGCUGGAUGUAAUUGCUCCUGUUCCAGUGAACGCAGCCGUCGGAGAGAACGUGACCAUUCAGCUCUAUGCCCGCACCGAGAAGAACAUCACCGAUAAGGACAUCGUAUAUCAGUGUGAAAAAGACGCCAAUCCGGUUGUGAAGCUUCAGAAAGGGAUCGUGUCUUACGGUACUGGGUAUGAAGGACGUGUCUCCGUCUCGUUGGACCAGUACAGAAACGGAGAUGUGUCUCUGACCCUCCUGAAAGUCCAGGAGACUGACGCAGGGAUAAUCCGCUGUACACACAGACACGAGGAAGCCGUUCAGCCCGAGGCGGUCGAUCUCACGGUCACAGUCUCCACGUUGACCACAAUGCCACCGAAAGCUCUUGAGAAGAAAGCAUUGGAGGAGAAGACCUGGCCCUGGUGGGCGAUUCUGCUCGAGAACAUUUUUCUUCUACUUCUACUUCUCUGUGGUUAUCUACUAUUUGGAGUUUGUCAGAGAAAAAGGAAGAAGCAAAGACAGAUCUCAGCAGUGAGCGAGAGUCUCUGGCUUCAGUCGAAUGUUGUUUAGAAGACCGUAGACCUCCGCUGGUAAACCGUGGAUUUCUCCGUAGAAUCCAUGGUUUUCUGCAUUUGAGGCUAAACAGGGAAUAUACUUGUGGCGACUCCUAAUGGGAGAUGCUUCUCUCUCUCUCUCUCUCUCUCUCUCUCACUCUCUCCUUCUCUCUCUCACUCUCUCUGUGAAUGAAGGUUGUUGUCUGUAAGACGUCACUUGUGUUACACUUCAACUUUAUUUCUUACAAGAAGCAAAUUUUUCACAAUAUUACCCUAACACUUUGGAGAACUGGUGUGAUGAAGAGAAAAAAAUGUAUUUACAUUAUUUUUUAAUAUAGAUAUAAGAAAAUAUUUAUAACUGUUACACUGAAAUUAUAAACGCAACACUUGUUUUUGCCCCCAUUUUAAUAAGCUGAAC
This is a messenger RNA of Silurus meridionalis, 2476 nucleotides long. RefSeq lists its product as uncharacterized. Lineage: Eukaryota; Metazoa; Chordata; Actinopteri; Siluriformes; Siluridae. Bases 1169 to 2074 code for a protein of 301 amino acids. The record is from RefSeq and is a predicted model, not a curated record. The transcript has 7 exons.